Molecule: messenger RNA, 312 nt
Organism: Pichia kudriavzevii
Lineage: Eukaryota; Fungi; Ascomycota; Pichiomycetes; Pichiales; Pichiaceae
Exons: 1
Coding region: 1-312 (103 amino acids)
Source: RefSeq, a predicted model, not a curated record
AUGUCAAAGAUAUUUGGAAUGCAAAAAAUUAGUGCCGAGCCCACAAGCGUGGCGGAGUUAACUUUGGCUGAAAGAUUAGUAGAUUUCCUAUCUAAAACGAUUUUAAGUAACUCUUUUGAUAGAGGAAAAAUACAGGAAAGUAUUGUCAAUGUUUUCGACAGCAACGAUACAAUGAUAUUCAAAUUUAGUGAUUACGGGUAUUGUAAGAAAACAUCCACCGAGAAAAAGCUCAUCUCAGAGUGCCAUGCUAUGAGUACCGGUACUGAUAUACCUAGUGUUAUGACUAAAGACAUAACAUAUUCAUUAAUCUAA